Messenger RNA from Ricinus communis (castor bean), 1508 nucleotides. Its product is annotated as heat stress transcription factor B-2a. The record is from RefSeq and is a predicted model, not a curated record. NCBI's taxonomy places the organism in Eukaryota, Viridiplantae, Streptophyta, Magnoliopsida, Malpighiales, Euphorbiaceae. Bases 290 to 1261 code for a protein of 323 amino acids. The transcript is spliced from 2 exons. Gene Ontology annotation, biological process: regulation of transcription by RNA polymerase II. Gene Ontology annotation, molecular function: RNA polymerase II cis-regulatory region sequence-specific DNA binding; DNA-binding transcription factor activity. Gene Ontology annotation, cellular component: nucleus.
CGUCGUUUCCUCGAUUUUCUUUUCUUUCUCACGCCAUUCUUCCUUUGUUCUCUUCGCUACCAUUUACUCUUCUCUCUCUCUCUCUCUCUCUCUCUCUCUCUCCUCUCUUCCCUUAAAUAAAUUCCCUCACAAAGAAAGAACCUUCUAGAUAUUACCAUACUUCUCCAACAACACUGUCUGUCCAAAAUCCUCUAUAUUAAUCUAACAAUCCUUUAACCGCUUUUUCUUUUUCUUUUUUCUUCUUCUUUUUUAUAUAACAAAAAAACUUAUAUAUUUAAUAGCGACGGCGAUGUCACCGCCGCCCGGAGAACAGAACGGUGAUGCGGCUAUGGUUGAAUCACAGAGAUCAAUACCGACGCCGUUUUUGACAAAGACUUAUCAGCUAGUAGAUGAUCCAGCAAUAGACGACGUAAUAUCAUGGAACGACGACGGAUCUACUUUCAUCGUUUGGAACCCUACGGUUUUCGCUAGAGAUUUGCUUCCUAAAUAUUUCAAGCACAACAACUUCUCCAGCUUUGUUCGUCAAUUAAAUACUUAUGGAUUUAGAAAGGUAGUACCUGAUCGAUGGGAGUUCUCUAACGAUUGUUUUAGAAGAGGUGAGAAAAGACUGCUAUGCGACAUACAACGAAGGAAAAUCAACGCGCAAUCGGCGGCGGCGGGGGUGCCGGUAGUACCGUCACCGCAACCGCAUAUGCAUGUGGCUGUAGCAGCUGCGAUUCCAGUGGCGAAACUGAUAAUAUCUCCCGCCAGUUCUGGUGAAGAACAAGUGAUUUCAACAAACUCUUCACCGUCAAGAUUAGGUGGCGGACCAGCGACAGAGCUUUUGGAUGAGAACGACAGAUUGAGAAAAGAGAACGUGCAUCUUUCUAAAGAAUUGAUAGAAAUGAAGAAUCUAUGUAACAAUAUAUUUUCUUUAGUUUCAAGUUACGCGGGUAAUCAGCCGCCAGAAAACGGAGGUUUCUCGGCGGUGAAGCCGCUGGAUUUGCUUUCUGUUAAGCAGUUAUCCGUUGAGGAGGAGGAGGAGACGAGUGCUAGGCUUUUUGGUGUAGCCAUUGGUGUUAAGAGAGGGAGGGAAGGCGAAGAUAGAGAGAAUGACACGCAGUUGCAGCUGCAACAACCAGGAGGUGGGAAUGCAGUGAAGAUAGAACCGGUUGAUUGUCAGAAUGAUGCAGUCAACGGUCAUAAUCAUGAUUAUGAUCAUGAUCAUGAUCAUGAUCAAGAAUCAACGUGGCUCAGAAAUGGGAGGGUUUGUAAUUUAUAGGAUUAGGAAUUUUCUACUGAAAAAGAAGAACGUAUUAAUUAAUUAAGUGUAGGUUUCUUUGUGGUGAUGGUAAUUAGGCAAGUAGUGUAUCAAAAAGAAAGAAUUUAAGAGUAAGGUUUCUUUGUAAUGAUGGUUACGCAAAAGUAGUGGAUCACAAAGAAAGAGAGUCACGUGCUAAAUGGGUCACGUGCUUUGUGAACCUUUUGGGACCGACUUCAAGAAGUUUCUUAAACCCUUUUUCUAUUUA